AUGGGUGGUGCACUAUGUUGUAAUCAUUCGAAGGAUAAUCAGAUGUGCCGUGAUGUUUGUGAGCAGAUUUUCUCCUCAAAAAGUGAAUCCCGACUGAAACACCUAUUACAACGAGCCCCAGAUUAUUGCCCAGAAACAAUGGUUGAAAUUUGGAGUUGUAUGAAUUCAUCUUUGCCAGGUGUGUUUAAGAAGUCUGAUGGCUGGGUUGGCUUAGGCUGUUGUGAGCUGGCAAUUGCGUUGGAGUGUCGACAGGCAUGCAAGCAGGCAUCUUCAAAGAAUGAUAUCUCCAAAGUUUGCAGAAAAGAAUAUGAGAAUGCUCUUUUCAGUUGCAUUAGCAGGAAUGAAAUGGGUUCGGUGUGCUGCAGUUAUGCAGGUCAUCACACAAAUUGCCGAGAAUACUGUCAAGCCAUUUUCCGAACAGACUCUUCUCCUGGUCCAUCUCAGAUCAAAGCAGUGGAAAAUUAUUGUGCCUCUAUUAGUCCACAAUUAAUACACUGUGUGAACAAUUACACCCAGUCUUAUCCAAUGAGGAACCCAACAGAUAGUUUAUAUUGCUGUGACAGAGCUGAAGACCAUGUGUGCCAAAAUGCCUGCAAGAGAAUUCUGACGUCUAAGAAAACAGAAAUGGAGAUUGUUGAUGGUCUCAUCGAGGGUUGUAAGACCCAACCCUUACCUCAGGAUCCUCUUUGGCAGUGCUUUCUUGAAAGCUCACAGUCUGUUCACCCUGGAGUCACUGUACACCCUCCUCCUUCUACCGGCCUUGAUGGGGCUAAAUUGCAUUGUUGUUCCAAAGCCAACACUUCAACUUGUAGGGACUUGUGCACUAAACUUUACAGCAUGAGCUGGGCCAAUACACAGAGUUGGCAGGAAUUUGACCGCUUCUGUGAAUAUAAUCCAGUGGAAGUAUCCAUGUUGACCUGUCUAGCAGAUGUCCGGGAACCUUGCCAGUUGGGCUGUAGAAAUCUUACUUAUUGUACUAAUUUUAACAAUAGGCCAACAGAACUUUUUAGGAGUUGUAAUGCUCAGUCAGAUCAAGGAGCCAUGAAUGACAUGAAGCUGUGGGAGAAAGGAAGUAUAAAGAUGCCAUUUAUCAAUAUACCUGUUCUUGAUAUUAAAAAGUGCCAGCCAGAAAUGUGGAAAGCAAUAGCUUGUUCACUGCAGAUUAAACCUUGUCACAGUAAAUCUCGGGGAAGUAUUAUUUGCAAAUCAGAUUGUGUGGAGAUUCUUGAAAAAUGUGGAGACCAGAACAAAUUUCCUGAAGACCACACAGCUGAAAGCAUUUGUGAGCUUCUGUCACCGACAGAUGACCUGGAGAAUUGUAUACCCUUAGAUACAUACCUCAGGCCCAGUACUUUGGGUAAUAUUGUGGAAGAAGUGACUCAUCCCUGUAAUCCAAAUCCCUGCCCGGCCAGUGAGCUCUGUGAAGUGAACCGAAAAGGGUGUCCAUCUGGAGAGCCCUGCCUUCCAUACUCUUGUGUUCAAGGCUGCAAAUUAGGAGAAGCUUCUGAUUUCAUUGUCCGUCAAGGGACACUGAUCCAAGUGCCAUCAUCUGCAGGAGAAGUUGGCUGUUAUAAAAUCUGCUCCUGUGGACAAAGUGGACUCUUAGAAAACUGUAUGGAGAUGCAUUGUAUAGAUCUCCAAAAGUCUUGUAUUGUCGGAGGAAAAAGAAAAAGUCAUGGAACAUUCUUUAAUAUCGACUGCAAUGUCUGUUCUUGUUUUGCUGGCAAUUUGGUGUGUUCUACCCGCCUCUGCCUCAGUGAGCACAGUUCAGAAGAUGACCGCCGCACCUUCACAGGUCUGCCUUGUAACUGUGCAGAUGAGUUUGUCCCUGUGUGUGCACAGAACGGACGCACUUACCCCAGUGUCUGCAUUGCUCGCUGUGUGGGUCUCCAGGACCGUCAGUUUGAGUUUGGGUCAUGCAUUUCAAAGGAUCCUUGUAAUCCUAAUCCCUGCCCCAAAAAUCAAAGGUGUGUAUCCAAACCCCAAGUCUGCCUGACGACUUUUGAUAAAUUUGGUUGUAACCAAUAUGAGUGUGUGCCAAGACAGCUCUCCUGUGACCAGGUCCAAGAUCCUGUUUGUGACACAGACCACAUGGAGCACAAUAAUCUCUGCACAUUAUACCAAAGAGGAAAAAGCCUCUCUUACAAAGGCCCAUGCCAGCCUUUCUGCACAGCCACAGAGCCUGUCUGUGGGCACAAUGGUGAGACCUUUCAGAGCAUGUGUGCUGCCUACUCGGACCGUGUGGCAGUUGACUACUAUGGGCCCUGCCAGGCUGUUGGGGUCCUCUCGGAAUACAGCUCUGUUGCCGAGUGUGCUGCUGUGAAAUGCCCUUCGCUCUUGGCUGCUGGUUGCAAACCCAUCAUCCCACCCGGUGCUUGUUGCCCAUUAUGUGCUGGAAUGUUAAGAGUUUUAUUUGACAAAGAAAAACUGGACACUAUUGCUAAGGUGACAAACAAAAAGCCAAUAACAGUUCUGGAAAUACUUGAGAAAGUCCGCAUGCAUGUGUCUGUCCCACAGUGUGACGUGUUUGGAUACUUCAGCAUUGAGUCUGAAAUUGUGAUCCUGAUAAUUCCUGUUGAUAACCACCCGAAAGCUUUGCAGAUUGAGGCCUGUAAUAAGGAAGCAGAGAAGAUUGAAUCCCUUAUCAACUCGGAUAGCCCCACCUUGGCGUCCCAUGUCCCUCUCUCUGCCCUCAUCGUUUCCCAGGUGCAGGUCUCCAGCAGCCUGCAAUCUGCAGGCAUCAGAGUCCUUCCUCCCUGCCACCUCCUCCUCCUCCUCAGCCUGGGCCUCGCCUUGCACAUGCUCUGGAUACAGCCCUGAUGCACACGUGUACACAGGGUGCACAGUGUCCCUCAGCCCGACUCUUCUACCUUGUGAGCGAUAUUCAGGACUACUGGUCGGUAGUCGGAUCGUGGCCAAGCAAAAGCACAUGUCACCUCUUUUCACCACACAGUAUUUUUUUAAUUGCAAAUAUUGGUAAGGUUUUUGUCCUGUUUUUACAAAUGUUAAUAUUCUCUCAAGUGCUAAGGAAAGAGGGUGCCUCUUUGUGGUGAUCACUGCCUCAUGAUUUACAUUUUGUUCAGUGGAUGGGUCCUCCACUCUAAAACAAAUUUAAUAUCACUAGUAAUGAUUGCUGCGUAGAAGAAGAACUCACUUUGCUGUUGGGUACAUAUCACAAAAACUUCAUUUCAAAGUUCGUUAAGUGCUGUUUGCCCUUGUAUUUGUUUUUGUGUACUAAUGCUACCUUCUGUAUCUAGAAGCAGGGGUGGGCUGGCUGGGCAACAGCCACUGCUAUUAGCAUGAAGUAAAAACAAAGCUUCUUUGAAAUUACCAUAUAAAUCAUUGGGUAGAUUUAAGUUAAUUUACAGAAAUUUAAUUCAGGACCCCAUCUACUGUAUAAGCUGACACUCCUACAAUGAUAUGUUGUAAGUGACAGUCUUGGCCGUCACUGAUUUGUGCCUAGGUUUUCUUUAAAAGGGAAAGGUUACAUUUCAUCAAAACAUCAUGCAAUUUUAUAUUAAAACCAGAUAUAUAUUCUUUGGUAUUCAUGGACUUAAGUUUAGAGUUGUUAAACAUCAAUCUUUAAACCAGUUGCUGCUACUUUAUAUAAUUGCCAAAAAGUUAAAUACUUAGUAGUUCAUGUAAAUAAUACAUGAUUAUUCUAUUUUAUUAUGAAGAAGGUGAAUAGCCAUAUUUGUAAAAUGACAAUCAUGUGUGUUAAUGCAGUACUUUCCGUUCACAAAGACACAUUUGCUUUUUGUGAUGUGCACAAUGUAGAUAAAUGUUCUGUCUUUCUAUUUUGAUAUAGAAUUAUAAAGAAUUGUGGUUUAUAUAUUUAAAAUAUCAAGCUAUUAAAAUUUUUGCAUGUCGUCUAAGAAAUUGGAUUCUUUGAAUGUGUUUCACUGUUUGAAAUAAGCUAUUCAGUGUAAUACUUCUUGUUUGUAUGCACCUAAACUUAGUUUUUACAUGAAGUAUUUUUUCAGUAUUACAUGUACCCUCUGAAAUAUAUAGGGAUAUGCUUAUUAUACCAAAAUGUUUUGAAAAGUGGGCACUUAAAG
This is a messenger RNA of Fukomys damarensis (Damara mole-rat), 4058 nucleotides long. It is a transcript of the gene Reck, whose product is annotated as reversion inducing cysteine rich protein with kazal motifs. Gene Ontology annotation, molecular function: metalloendopeptidase inhibitor activity; protein binding. Gene Ontology annotation, cellular component: plasma membrane. Lineage: Eukaryota; Metazoa; Chordata; Mammalia; Rodentia; Bathyergidae. The coding region runs from base 1 to 2820 and encodes 939 amino acids. The record is from RefSeq and is a predicted model, not a curated record. The transcript is spliced from 21 exons. Gene Ontology annotation, biological process: extracellular matrix organization; sprouting angiogenesis; blood vessel maturation.